Cyanidioschyzon merolae strain 10D is the source of this 498-nucleotide messenger RNA. RefSeq lists its product as hypothetical. The coding region runs from base 1 to 498 and encodes 165 amino acids. NCBI's taxonomy places the organism in Eukaryota, Rhodophyta, Bangiophyceae, Cyanidiales, Cyanidiaceae. The record is from RefSeq and is a predicted model, not a curated record. Gene Ontology annotation, molecular function: protein-macromolecule adaptor activity. The transcript has a single exon. Gene Ontology annotation, cellular component: membrane; endoplasmic reticulum.
AUGAGGCCACUUCGGUUUAUGACACGUGUGGCCGUGGGUUUAACUGGCGCGCUGGCGCUGGGAGCGGCUGCAUCCGUCCUCCAAGAUCCACUUUAUCCAACAAGAGUGCUCUACACGCACACAACGAGUUUAUCGGGACCGCGCUCGACAGCGGCGCUCAUUGGCCGCCUGUAUGCAACGUGGUUGCUGACGUCUGGAAGUGUGCGCAUCGUUGCGGCAGUUCGUUACGGCUCCGUGGCGUGUCGUCUGCUAGCUGCACUCACGUACGUCAUCGCACUCGCGCACUUCUACACGGAGGUGUUCUGGUUCGGUACAUUAUCGCUGCACCCGGCCGGUCGUUUACCGAUCAUCGUUGCUAGCUGUUGCCUUGGACUGCUGUUUUUGGACGCGGUGUCGACAGUGAUCCUCCAGAUGCGCGGUGGCAAGCACCACCCUGAGAAGAGCGGGCCCGGGCGCGGCACCGCAAGAUCCCAAAGGCCAAGACGUCUUGAUGACUAG